AGCUGCUGGACCUCGAACUGAGAGACGGAGGAGAGCCGGAGUCUGAGAUCUUGCAGAGAUGCAGAGACGCCAUCAGAUAUAGUGUCAAGACCAGUCAUCCCCGUUUCUUCAAUCAGCUGUAUGCAGGGAUGGAGCCCUACUCUAUGGUGGCAAGCUUCAUUGCUGAAGCAGUCAAAACCAAUCUGUACACAUAUGAGGUGGCUCCAGUGUUUACCUUAAUGGAGGAUGCUGUGCUCAGGAAGAUGAUCAAGGUGAUUGGCUGGGAAGAAGGAGGUGAUGGAAUCUUUAACCCAGGUGGCUCAUUGUCCAACAUGUAUGCUGUGAACUUGGCCAGGUACCGCUACUGCCCAGAUUUUAAAGAGGUCGGCAUGUUUUCUGCUCCGCGACUGGUCAUAUUAACGUCCCAGGAGUGUCAUUACUCCAUUUCCAAAGGAGCAGCUUUAAUGGGGAUCGGCACGAAGAAUGUUUAUACUGUCCCAACUGAUGAGAGAGGAAGGAUGAUUCCCUCAGCCCUUGAGGAGAAAAUAAAGUUGGCAAAAAGUGAGGGUGCAGUUCCCUUCAUGGUAAACGCCACCGCAGGAACCACGGUGCUCGGAGCCUUCGAUCCCAUCGACGAAAUUGCUGACAUCUGUGAGAAGCACAACUUGUGGCUACAUGUGGAUGCAUGUUGGGGAGGAGCAGCUAUCAUGUCUAAGAAGCAUAAACACUUGUUAAAGGGCAUCCACAGAGUUGACUCUGUUGCUUGGAACCCUCACAAGAUGCUGAUGGCCUCUCUGCAGUGCUCUGCUUUCCUGGUCAGAGACAAAACGAGUCUCCUGCAGCGCUGCCACUCUGCACGGGCCUCCUAUCUCUUCCAGCAGGACAAGUUCUACGAUGUCAGCUACGAUACGGGGGACAAGUCAGUGCAGUGCAGCAGGAAGCCAGACGCCUUCAAGUUCUGGCUCAUGUGGAAGGCUUUGGGAAGCAGAGAGCUGGAGCAGAGGGUGGACAGAGCCCUCGCCAUGGCAAGGUAUCUUGCAGAGGAGAUCAAGAAAAGAGAAGGAUUCCGUCUUGUGCUGGAACCUGAAUAUGCAAACGUUUGCUUCUGGUACCUUCCGCCAAGCCUGAGGAACCUUCCUGAGAGUCCUGAGCUCUGGAAGAAGCUCCACACUGUGGCCCCAGUGGUGAAACAGCGAAUGAUGAAGACAGGCAGCAUGAUGACAAGCUACCAGCCUCUUGGAGAAAAAGCCAACUUCUUCAGGAUGGUUGUGAUCAGUCCUCAGGUCAGCAGGCAGGACCUGGACUUUGUCCUGGAUGAGAUCCACAAUCUGGGAAAGGACUUGUGA
This is a messenger RNA of Pelmatolapia mariae (spotted tilapia), 1325 nucleotides long. RefSeq names its product acidic amino acid decarboxylase GADL1-like. The record is from RefSeq and is a predicted model, not a curated record. NCBI's taxonomy places the organism in Eukaryota, Metazoa, Chordata, Actinopteri, Cichliformes, Cichlidae. The coding region runs from base 129 to 1325 and encodes 398 amino acids. Gene Ontology annotation, molecular function: carboxy-lyase activity; pyridoxal phosphate binding. The transcript has 13 exons. Gene Ontology annotation, biological process: carboxylic acid metabolic process. Gene Ontology annotation, cellular component: cytoplasm.